AUGGCCCAGCUUUUGGUAACUGACAGCAGUCUUGAGCCUGAGAAGCCUGUCGCCGAGAGCGACGUCGACUCUACGAAGGUGAUGACUCCUGUCGGUGGCGCUGUGAUCUUUGAAGAGGUCAAAAUCCCUCACACAGCUGCAAUCCUUCCUGAAAGAGAGAAGAUUUGGCGGCGCCCUUCCCCCAUUCUGUCUUUCAGUAGCAGCGGCCCCUCUUCCAACGAUGUGAGAAUACGCCUCCAUCGCGGUCAGCUUCACCGAAAGCCCAUGCCGCCUUUCAGGAUGGCGCACACACAGCACCAUCUGCUAAGUGAGGCUCAGGAUCUCCAGGCUACACAGCACCACCUGGGUGACAAGCAGUCGAAGUCAUUUUGGUAUAUCCUGUCUUUGCGCAAUGUGAUCGUGGUUGCGGCAGUUGCCUCAAUCGUGUUUCUCGUUGCAGCAUUUGUCUUCGUUGCCUACAUCGCUCCGCCUUUGUUCGAGCUUACCACUCUGGGCAAGCAGACUUCUAGUCAUAGAGUCGCGAUCCACGAGGCUGUCGCGCGAGGCACACAUAGCCUGUGGAAGCCACUUGGACGGCCAGCCAGUCAGUUCACCAGUGCUUCUGAAGCGGCCCUCGCGUGUCUCGUGAAUACCGCCUCUGCGCUAGUGGAGUUCACCCAUGACAUGGCAUGCGUUUUGCUGUUUGGCCGUCUCAAGUACCAAUUAAGGGAAUAUGAUUGA
Fusarium proliferatum ET1 is the source of this 720-nucleotide messenger RNA. RefSeq lists its product as uncharacterized. Lineage: Eukaryota; Fungi; Ascomycota; Sordariomycetes; Hypocreales; Nectriaceae. The transcript is spliced from 4 exons. The record is from RefSeq and is a predicted model, not a curated record. The coding region runs from base 1 to 720 and encodes 239 amino acids.